Mya arenaria is the source of this 937-nucleotide messenger RNA. RefSeq lists its product as uncharacterized. The transcript has 3 exons. NCBI's taxonomy places the organism in Eukaryota, Metazoa, Mollusca, Bivalvia, Myida, Myidae. The record is from RefSeq and is a predicted model, not a curated record. The coding region runs from base 212 to 565 and encodes 117 amino acids.
UGUAGUUUCUGGAAACUUCGUUUGUCUAUGAAGUUGCAGGAUACUAGGCUGAUCGCUGAAGUUUCUGGCCACAUGGCUGUUCCAUAAAGCUUCAGGAUAACAUGCUGAUGCUUUUGGGGUUGUCUCUGUUGUUUGUUGAUACAGAGGUGGGCACUUUUUAUUAGAGCAGUUUUUGUUUAAUUCAGAAUGUCCAGGUGGCACGUAUGGACGCAUGUGCUACAACAGCUGCAGUCACAAAUGUAAACGAGGAUGUAACAAAGUUGAUGGUGCAUGCAAUGGCUGUGCGGACGGCUGGAAGGGACAUUUGUGCGAUGAGAAGAAUUUUACCGCUUCUGAGAUUACGGGGGUGGCUGGAGGGUCAGUAGGAGUUUGUCUAUUUCUUCUUGGACUGAUAUUUGCUAGUGUUCUUGUAUAUCGAAGAUACAAGUCGGCAUCGAAAAAAAGAGACACAACUAAUGUUGUUCAAGACAUAGAAUAUGCUAAUGCUGGGAGAGCAUCCGAAGUCCCGUACGAAAUGACUGAUAAAAACAGCGAUGCACAUAUGUAUCAGGCUCUUCAGAACUGACACAUGUCUAAAACGGAGAAGCAAUCGACAUACAAGGGCCACUUAUGGUUAUGAAUGUUAAUGUUCUUAGGUACAUGUACCAUCUUAUUCUCAUACUCAUUAUGUCAAUUUGAUCUAUUGCAGUGUUCAAUAUAUAUGUAUGGACAUCGUUAUGCUAUCAGUCGUCUUGUGUAUUGCAUAUGUUACCAAAAACUAUAAAUAUAUUUAUUUAAAUUAGUUCUCCUAUACUUGAUAGCUACUUUUAAUUCAAUGUCGCAGUUUUGUUUACUUGUUGUUAUUUCUUAAAUAUGUGUCGGAAAAAUCUAUACAUAGGUUAUGUUUAUCUUAUUGUUGUAUGUAUAACAACCGACAAUAAACCGAUAUUGACUUGAA